GCUGAGCCAGAGGAGCUGAAGAUGAAGAGCAGUCUGUCUCUGGCGGCGGCUGCCUUCCUGGCACUAAUGCUGCUGUCCUCCUCUCAGGCCCAGGACCAAGUUGACCCUCCAUCAGAUUUGAGGUUUAAGAUUUUAAAUGAAAACACAGUGCAAAUGAUCUGGACCAGACGACAGUCGAGGAUACAGGGCUACAGAAUACAAGUGACCUCAGACACAGAUGAACCAACAAAAGAAUUUAAUCUGCCUGCGUCUGCGACUAAGACCUCCAUCUCAGACUUGAGUCCAGAUGUGGAUUAUACCGUAACGAUAACUGCAUACGCCGGAUCAGAUGAGAGUCUGCCCAUCUCCGGCCAGAUCACAAUCGAGUCAAGUGGCAGCUCGAGAGGAACUUCCAAGAAACCAGACGCUUCAGACUCAGUCAAAUGCUCCACGGGUGCCAUCGCUGACGUGGUAUUCUUGGUGGAUGGCUCAUGGAGCGUGGGCAGGCCGAACUUUAAAUUCAUCCGCACUUUUAUCUCAUCGGUGGCCGGAGCCUUUCAUAUCGGAGAGGAAAGGACCCGUGUGGGCGUGGUACAGUACAGCAGCGACACCCGGACAGAGUUCAACCUGAAGGAUCACCUGACGCGACCGGCGCUGCUGCGUGCCAUCGGUUCACUGCCGUACAAAGGAGGCAACACCAUGACAGGCGACGCCCUCGACUACCUCUUGAAAAACACUUUCACCGAGGCAGCCGGUGCCAGGAAGGGUUUUCCCAAAGUGCUGGUGAUCAUCACAGAUGGCAAAUCUGAGGAUGCAGUGGAGACUUACGCCAAGCAGCUCAGGAACAGGGGGGUGGAGAUCUUUGUCCUCGGGAUCCAACAGGCCGAUGAAGAUGAGAUGAAGCUUAUGGCCUCCGCCCCUUACAGAAGUCACAUCUAUAAAGUCGCCAACUUCGACACGAUCAAGACUGUACAAAAAGAGCUCAUCACCCAAGUGUGCGCUAGCGUGGACGAUCAACUCAACACACUCGUCAGCGGAGAAGAAGUCGUUGAGCCAGCCUCUAACCUCCAAGUCCUGGAGGCAGCCUCAAAGUCCAUGCGGGUUACCUGGGAUUCCUCCAUCGGCGACAUUUCAGGAUACAAGCUGCAGUUUAUCCCCAUGAUGGCCGGCAUGAAACGGCAGGAGCUGUACGUGGGGGCAAACCAGAACUCGGUGGUGGUCAGAGACCUUUCUCCAGACACUCAGUACCAGAUCAGUCUGUUUGCACUGAAGGGCCUGCUGCCCAGCGAGCCCGCCGUAGCCAUGCAGAAGACGGAACCAGUUAAACUGUCACUUGAAUGUUCGCUUGGGGUGGAUGUUCAAGCUGAUGUCGUCCUCCUGGUUGACGGUUCAUACAGUAUUGGUCUGGCCAACUUUGCUAAAGUAAGAGCUUUCCUGGAGGUGCUGGUGAACACCUUCGACAUCGGAAUAGACAAGGUCCAGAUCAGCUUGGUCCAGUACAGCAGGGACCCCCACACCGAGUUCUACCUGAACACUCACCAUGACUUGAACGCUGUGGUCAAGGCUGUGAGGACUUUCCCGUACCGAGGUGGCUCCACCAACACUGGCAGGGCCAUGACCUAUGUGAGGGACAAGAUCUUUCAGUCCGGCAGGGGGGCACGUACUAACGUUCCCCGUGUUACCAUCCUCAUCACUGACGGGAAGUCGUCAGAUGCCUUCCAUGACCCGGCCAGCAAAUUGAGGAAUGCUGAUGUGGAGGUUUUUGCAGUUGGUGUUAAGGAUGCUGUACGAUCUGAGCUUGAAGCCAUUGCCAAUGAGCCUGCAGCGACCCAUGUGUACACCGUGGAGGACUUUGAUGCUUUCCAGAGAAUUUCCAAAGAACUCACACAGUCCAUCUGCUUGAGGAUCGAGCAAGAACUGCGCAAAAUUCAGCAGAGACGACUGGUCCAACCUAAGGCCCUGACCUUUUCAGAGGUGAGCUCCCGAAGCUUCAGAGCCACGUGGGAGAUAGACUCCACCAGUGUUGAGUCCUUCUUAGUUAAGUUCAAGCCUGCAGAUGACAGCGAUGCACAUUUUGUGUCCAUGUCUGUUCCUGGAGACACCCUUACUUCCGUCCUCCCCCACCUCAACCCGGUUACCCGCUACGAAGUCAACAUUUACGCUCAAUACGACAGCACAGACGCUUCAGACAGCUUGCCUGUGACCGGCUAUGAGACCACGUUAGAAGAACAAGGCCCAGUGCGCAACCUGAAAGUAUCUGAAGAGACGACAGACAGCUUCCGGGUGACGUGGCAGCCAGCUCCAGGACCCGUCACUCGCUACCGCUUGACCUAUGAACCUGUUGGGGAUGAGAGAUCGCGGCAGGAGACGACCACCGCUGGUUCCGAGACGACGAUUGUACUGCCCAAUCUUCAGCCUCAAACCACCUACCGCGUCAGCGUCACUCCUGAAUACCAGUCCAGCUCUGGGGAGCCGCGCCAGAUUGACGGCACCACCAAAGAAGUCAAGGGUUCCCCUACUGACCUGAAGGUUUACGACGAGACCGUGUCCUCCAUGAAGAUCUCCUGGGAUCCGGCACCGGGUAAUGUCCUCCAGUAUCGUGUGGCGUACAAACCCUCCGCCGGCGGCCCCAAAAAGGAAGUGUCGGUGAAGGGUGACAACACGGCGACCGCCCUAAAGAACCUGCAGCCGGGCACCGAUUACGACAUCUCAGUCAGCGCACGAUACGUAUCCGGCCUGGGCGACCCUCUGCAGGGACAAGGAGCCACGCUAGAAGAGGUUGGCCCUCCUAAAAAUCUGGUCACCAGCGAUGUGACCGACUCCAGCUUUGCAGUGUCCUGGACGGCGGCUCCCGGGAACGUGAAGAUGUACCGCGUUCGAUGGAAGUCGCUGUUUUCCGAAGAGACUGGAAGUAAAAUGGUGCCAGGAGGUGAAACCAACACUGUGCUGGACAGUCUGAGCCCGGAGACCCUCUACCAGGUCUCUGUGGUCGCAGCCUACGGACACAAAGACAGCGACCCACUCACGGGACAGGAAACCACUGAUGCCUCUGCUGACGGUAAAAGGCUGACCGUGUCAGACGAGACCGAGCGCACCAUGAAAGUUGCGUGGACGCCGGCGCCAGGCAAGGUGGUCAACUACCGUCUGAAGUAUGCUCCCGUUACUGGAGGCAAAGACGUGGUCCUCAAGAUCCCAGGAGGCGUCACCUCAACCGUCAUGAAGCGCCUGCAGCCUAUGACCACUUACAACAUCACCGUUCACCCCAUCUACAAGCGCGGGGAAGGAAAAGCAAGGCAAGGAGUAGGAACGACACUGUCGCCCUACAAGUCUCCCAGGAACCUUCAGACCUCAGAACCCACCAAGACCAGUUUCAGAGUCACAUGGGAUCCAUCGCCGGGAUCAGUUAGGGGAUACAAGGUGACGUUUCACCCAUCUGGGGAUGAUGUGGACCUUGGGGAGCUGCUUGUCGGCCCCUAUGAUAACACCAUUGUUCUCGAGGAACUGAGGGCAGGAACAAAGUACUCUGUGGCAGUAUUUGGGAUGUAUGAUGGAGGACAGAGCAUGCCUCUGUCCGGAGAGGAGAAGACGACUCUCUCUGACGCUCCUGAGCCUCCUAAUCCCGGUCUUUCUGGCAAGCAGUGUGAGACCAAUGCGAUGGCCGACAUCGUGCUGCUGGUCGACGGCUCCUGGAGUAUCGGCCGCAUCAACUUCAAAACCAUCCGCAACUUCAUCGCUCGCAUGGUCAGCGUGUUUGACAUCGCCCCUGACAAAGUCCAGAUUGGUCUGGCUCAGUACAGUGGAGAUCCGAAGACCGAGUGGCACCUGAACGCCCACGCGACCAGGGAUUCCCUUCUUAAUGCCAUCGCCAACCUGCCGUACAAAGGAGGAAACACCAUGACAGGAAUGGCUCUGAACUUUAUCCACGAUAACAACUUCCAAAUCAACGUGGGAAUGCGUCCCGAAUCCCGUCGAAUCGGUGUCCUGAUCACUGACGGAAAGUCCCAGGACGAAAUCGUCUUCAACUCGCAGAAGCUGAGAGAAGCCGGCAUCGAGCUCUACGCUAUCGGUGUGAAGAACGCCGACGAGAAUGAGCUGAAGUCCAUCGCCUCCGACCCUGACGAAAUUCACAUGUACAACGUCAACGACUUCCAGUUCCUGGUGGACAUAGUUGACGAACUCUCCAACAACUUGUGCAACAGCGUCAAGGGUCCAGAGACCGUACUGGCGCCGCCCACCGACCUGGUGACUUCUGAGGUGACCUACGAAUCCUUCCGUGCCACCUGGACGGCGCCCGGCAGUCCCGUGGACAAUUUCCGCGUCGUUUACAUGCCUGCGGCCAAUCCCACACAGGAGCUGACGGUCGACGCCACAGUGUUCACCGUCGUGCUGGAGAACCUGAACCCAAAGACCGAGUACAUCGUCAAUGUCUUCUCCGUCAUCGGCGAGCAGGUCAGCGAGCCUCUGAAGGGCACCGAGACCACCUUGCCGCUGCCAGCAGUGAAUUCCAUGGAUGUGUUCGAUGAGACCAUGAGCACCAUGAAGGUGCGUUGGGUGAGAGUGGAGAAGGCCACAGGCUACAUGCUGCGGUACAAGUCCGUCAACGCCUCAGAGCCUCAGCUGGAGAAAGAGGUGCGUGCCGGAGCCGAUGCGAAUGAUGUCCAGCUGGUGCAGCUGAUACCCAACACGGAGUACUCCAUCAAUCUGUACGCUCUGUACGGCGAAGCUGUCAGCGACCCUUUGAACGGGAAAGGAGUCACCUUGCCCAUUCCUCCUGCUGGAGACCUGAGGGUCACUGAUGUUACUCACAGCACCUUGAAGCUCAACUGGGACGCUUCUCCCGGAGCUGUCCUCAAGUACACGGUCACCUACAAACCAGAUGGCGGAGAACUCAAAGAGGUCGAUGUCAACGGUGAUGUCACGACACUGGACCUGUCCGGUCUAUUCUCCCAGACUGAGUACGAUGUGGCCGUUACCCCAGUGUACGCCGAGGGACCUGGAACCCCGAUGCUCGGAACGGCUACCACAGGUGUCGUUCCUGCCCCCAAGAACCUGAAGUUCUCCGAGGUGACCCAGACCACCUUCAAAGCCUCCUGGGAGCACGGAGCCCCCGAUGUGGCCCUUUACCGCAUCGGCUGGACCAAGAAGGGAGAAAGCGACUUCAAAUUUGCCAUCCUGAACAGCGACGAGACCACCCACGUUCUGCCCGACUUGGACCCCGACACCGACUACGACGUCACGGUGACGGCCAUCUACCCGGACGAGUCGGAGAGCGAAGACCUGAUGGGAACGCAGCGCACUUUAUUUGUCUGUAUUCUCCCAGUGCUUCCAGAGCCUCCUCAGAACUUGAGGGUUUUCAACGCCACCAUCAACACACUCACGGUGAAGUGGGAUGCCCCACCCGGCCCCGUCAAGAGCUACAAGCUCACUUACGAGCCCACUGCUGGAGGAGACCCGAUCACAAUUCAGGUCGGAGGGAAGAAGACCACGACUGUCCUGACGAAGCUGGAGCCCAACACACCGUACACCGUCACUUUGGUGGCCGUCUAUGAAAUCGGCAACAGCAAAGAAAUCAGCGGAGAAGGAAAGACCAAGCCUCUGGGUGCAGUGAAGAACCUGCAGGUGUUGAACCCGACCAUGACGACGCUGAACGUGCGCUGGGAGCCCGCCGAGGGCCGAGUGAAGGAGUACAAGCUCGUCUAUGUUCCUGCAGCCGGAGGAGCUGAGAGCAUGGUAGGACUGGAGACGGUGUCAGCAGGCACCACUAACAGCAUCCUCCGAGGCCUGCAGCCGGACACCCUCUACACCGUCUCUCUGGUUCCCGUUUACGCCGAGGGAGAAGGAAAGACCAUGUCGGAAAAUGGAAAGACAAGACCACUGGGAGGAGUGAAGAACCUGAGGGUGACCGACCCCACCAUGACCUCCCUGAAUGUGAAGUGGGACCCGGCUGAUGGCGCUGUCCGCCUGUACAAAGUCUUCUUCGUGCCUGCCGCUGGAGGCCAAGAGGACAUGGAGCAAGUUCCUGCAGGCACCACCACCAUCAUCCUGAGGAACUUGAUGCCUGACACAGUAUACACAGUGUCCGUGUUACCGGUCUAUCCGGCCAGGGAAGGAAAACGCCAGUCAGACAACGGAAAGACACUGCCUUUGGGCGGAGUGGGAGACAUGAAGGUGACCAACCCGACCAUCACCACUCUCACAGUAACGUGGAAUCCCGCUGACGGCAACGUUCAGGGCUACAAAGUGAUCUACAUUCCUGCCGAUGGAGGACUGGAGAUUGUGGAGCAAGUGUCCGAAAGCACCACCAAAGCCGUCCUGGACAAGCUUCUACCAGACACCCGCUACACCGUCACCGUGGUUCCCGUCUACGCCGAGGGAGACGGGCCGAGCCUGACCGACAGCGGCAAGACGAAGCCGCUGGGUUAUGUGAGGAACCUGCAGGUUACCGAUCCCACCACCAGCACCCUGAACGUCCGCUGGGACCCCGCAGAGGGAAAAGUGCGGGAAUACAUCGUGAUCUGGGCGCCGGCUUCAGGAGCGGGAGAGCAGGAUGUGGACCAGGUGUCUGGAACUACCACCUCCACUGUCCUGAAGGGCCUGGACCCGGACACGGAGUACACCGUCACCGUGGUGCCCGUCUACCACGAGAUGGAGGGCAAAUCUCAGUCCGCAAACGGAAAGACAAAUCCUUUGGGUGGAGUGAAGAACUUGCAGGUGACCGACCCGACCAUCAGCUCUCUGACAGUCCGCUGGGAACCCGCAGUGGGCAACGUCCGAACCUACAAGCUGUUCUACGUAGCUCAGCCAGGAGGAGAAGAACGAAUGGAGGAGUUAUCAGGAGGCACCACCAGCACCAUCCUGAGGAACCUGGACCCCGACACCGUCUACAAUGUGACCGUUGUUCCCGUCUACCCGGACACGGAGGGCAUACGGCAGAGCGAGAACGGAAAGACAAAACCGCUGGGCGGGGUGAAGAACCUCCAGGUGACCGACCCCACCACCAACUCCCUCAGGGUUCGAUGGGAGCCGGCCGAGGGCGACGUCAGGCAGUACAAAGUCAUCUACGCCCCUGUGAACGGAGGACCUGAGAGCAUGACUCAGGUAUCGGGAAUGACGACAAACACGAUGCUUAGAGACCUGAAGCCGGACACCGAGUACAAAGUGACGUUGGUGCCUGUUUACCCCGACGCCGAGGGGAAACACGUGUCGGAGAACGGCAAGACGAAGAUGCUUGGCGGAGUCAAGAACCUGCAGGUGACCGAUCCCACCACCAGCUCCCUCAAGGUGCGCUGGGAGCCGGCGGAGGGCAACGUCCGCCAGUACCGCAUCUUCUACGUGCCUGCAUCCGGCGGCGCUGAGGACAUGGAGCAAGUAUCAGGCGGCACCACCAGCACCACACUGAGGAACCUGCUGUCAGACACUCCCUACACCGUUACCGUGGUUCCCGUUUACCCAGAGGGAGAAGGUCUGCGCCAGUCUGACAACGGAAAGACACUCCCACGGAUACCACCCAGGAACAUCCAGGUGUACAACCCAACCCCCAACAGCCUGAACGUGCGCUGGGAGCCCGCCACAGGCCUGGUUCAGCAGUACCGAGUCACUUUCAACUCCCUGAGCGGAGCCACAUCCUCAGGCUCGGUCCUGGUGUCAGGAAAUAUUAACAACGCCUUCCUGGACAACCUGAUCCCGGACACUCCUUACUCAAUCACCGUCGCACCUCUGUACGCCGACGGCGAGGGAACGCCCGUGAACGGCAACGGCAAAACACUGCCCCGUGCCGGUCCCAGGAACAUGCGUGUGUUUGACGCCACCACCAACACCCUCACCAUCGGCUGGGACCACGCGGAGGGUCCUGUGAGGCAGUACAGGAUCGCCUACGCUCCCAUGACCGGAGACCCCAUCACUGAGUUUACUGUCGUUCCUGGGAACAGAAACAACGCCAUGCUGCAGAAUCUGCUCCCCGACACUCCCUACAACAUCACAGUAGAGGCCAUCUACGCCGAGGGUCCCGGAGGAAAUCUGAACGGCAACGGACGCACAGUCGGCCUGCUGAGUCCAAGAAACCUUCGCGUCUCAGACGAGUGGUACACCCGUUUCAGGGUGGCCUGGGACCCGGUGAACGCUCCCGUCCAGGGAUACAAACUCAUCUACUCGCCUGAAGGCUCAAACCAGACCGUUGACUUCUUCGUGGGCGACGUGACCUCUUACACUCUGCACAACCUGCUGCCUGGAACCACCUACGAUCUCAAAGUGAUCGCUCAAUACACCGGCGGCAUGAGCGCCCCGCUCGAUGGGCAAGGAACAACAUUGUACCUGAACGUGACCAACAUCGAGACCUUCAACGUCGGUCACGACAAGUUCUGCAUCAAGUGGGCUCCUCACAGAUCGGCCACGUCCUACCGCAUCAAGCUGAACCCCUUGGACCCCUCCAGUAAAGGACAACAUGAGAUCACCAUCCCUGCCGGGCAGCCUCAGUACUGCUUCGACGGACUCUCUCCUGACGCUCUGUACAGCGCCACCGUCUUCGUUCAGACCCCGAACCUGGAGGGACCAGGAGUCAGCACCAAAGAGAGAACCUUGGUGAAGCCGACUCCGGCUCCAACGCUCCCACCCACCCCGACCCCACUACCCACAAUCCCCCCUGGAUGGGGAGUUUGCAAAGGUGCCAAAGCAGAUGUGGUGUUCCUCAUCGACGGCUCCUGGAGUAUCGGCGAGGAGAGCUUCCUCAAAGUCGUGCACUUCGUCUACGGCAUGAUCGGCGCCUUUGAUGUCAUCGGACCCACAGGAAUGCAGGUGUCAUUCGUGCAGUACAGCGAUGAAGCGAAGACAGAGUUCAAGCUGAACGCCUAUCAAGACAAAGGCAUCGCCAUGGCUGCACUUAAUUACAUCCAUUACCGAGGAGGAAACACCAAAACAGGAGUGGCUCUGAAACACACUUAUGACAGGGCCUUUUCUUCUGAUAAUGGCAUGAGGAGAAACGUCCCCAAGGUGGUCGUAACGAUCACUGACGGACGCUCUCAGGACGAAGUGAAGAAGAACGCCGCCAAGCUGCAGCACGCAGGUUACAGUGUUUUUGCCAUCGGUGUAGCAGACGUGGAUUUCGUUGAGCUGCAGGGGAUUGGAAGCAAGCCCACCGACAGACACGUCUUUGUCGUGGACGACUUUGACGCUUUUGACACCAUUAAAGAAAACCUGAUUACGUUCAUUUGUGAAACAGCAACCUCUUCCUGUCCCUUGAUUUUCCUGAAUGGAUUCACUUCACCUGGCUUCAGGAUGCUCGAGGCCUUCAACCUGACGGAGAAGACCUACAGUUACACUAAAGGCGUCUCCAUGGAGCCCGGCUCCUUCAACAGCUACACGGCAUACAGACUCCACAAAAACGCCUUCCUGAAUCAGCCCACAACAGACAUCCACCCUGACGGUCUUCCCCACGCCUUCACCAUCAUCAUGAUGUUCCGCCUCCUGCCCGACACGCCCACCGACGCCUUCGACAUCUGGCAGGUGUCAACCAAAGACCACAAGCCAGAAACCGGCGUCACCAUUGACCCCUCCAGCCAGACUGUGUCAUUCUACAACAAAGACGAGCGCGGCGAGAUCCAAAGGGUCACAUUCGACGGCGAUAAAGUGAAGAAGAUGUUCCAUGGAAGCUUCCACAAGCUCCAUAUCCUGGUUUCAUCCACCGCCGUCAAACUCAACAUCGAUUGCCAAGAAGUGGCUGAGAAGCCGAUCAAGGCCGCGGGGAACACAUCCAGCGAUGGCUACCAGGUUCUCGGCAAGAUGUCCAAGUCCAUCGGCUCCAAGGGAGAAUCAGCGACAUUCCAGCUCCAGAUGUUUGAUAUUGUCUGCAGCUUGGCCUGGACCAGCAGGGACAGAUGUUGUGACCUCCCAUCUAUGCGAGAUGAGCUGAAGUGUCCAUCUCUUCCAAACUCCUGCACCUGCAUCUCAGAGAACAACGGGCUCCCAGGGCCUCAGGGACCAGUGGGUGCACCCGGUAGCAAAGGUCCCAGAGGUGAAAGAGGAGAAGCCGGAGCUGUUGGACCGAUGGGCCAACGGGGAGAUCUCGGACCACCUGGGCCCAUGGGCUUGCCCGGCCCUCAAGGACCAAGCGGGCUGUCGAUUCCAGGAGAGGCUGGCCGCCCUGGACCAAAGGGAGACGCCGGUGACUCUGGCCUACCUGGACAGAAAGGUUCACCUGGGCCUCCCGGUGGCGUCGGACCGAUCGGACCAGCUGGAGUGAGGGGCCCUCAAGGAAAGGAGGGACCAGCUGGACCCAGAGGCCCCGCAGGGACAAUGGGACCUCCAGGAUCUCCAGGAAUACAAGGUUCUGCAGGAAAACCAGGAAAUCCCGGAGACUCGGGCACUCCUGGCUCUAUGGGUCCCAAGGGAGACAAAGGAGAGAGAGGCGACUUUGCUCCUCAGAACAUGAUGCGAUCCAUUGCCAGACAAGUUUGCGAGCAGCUAGUAAACGCACAAAUGACUCGUGUCAACACGUUACUGAACCAGAUCCCCAACGGCAUGUACCGUAGCAACCCCGGCCCUCCUGGCCCACCUGGAUCUACUGGCAGGCAGGGACCCCGCGGAGAGCUGGGCGCAGCAGGAAGGAACGGCUUACCCGGAAGUCCAGGUUUACCCGGACAGCCAGGAGAGAGAGGUACUUCAGGAGAGAAGGGCGAACGAGGAACAUCAGGAAUCGGACAGAAAGGACCGAGAGGGCCCGCUGGCCCACCAGGAGAUAGCAGGACAGGAUCUCCAGGCCCUUCAGGCUCUGCCGGACCUCGUGGUCCCCCCGGACGUCCCGGUUACGCCGGAGUCCGCGGGCCUCCCGGACCUCCUGGAUACUGCGACUCUUCUCAGUGUGUCGGUAUUCCUUACAAUGGGCAAGGAUACAUAGGCCAAUAUCCAUCCGAACCCGACACCCAAGUAGUCCCAGUCCCCGAGGAGGAGGAGGAUGAUUGGCAAAACCGGCGUCGAAAGAGAUCACUAUCAAGAAAGGCAUCCAACAGGCUAACAUCAUAAGACAAGCCACGUUCACUUUUUCCUUUUUCUUUUGUUUUUUUUGUUUUUUUUUCAACCUGUGUUUGUUGUUGGAAUAUGCACAUUAUACACAGAAAAAAAGGGGUUUGACACCUCGACUUUAUUGGGAAAAAUACCUUUAAAUGCCUUAAAACGUAUGUGAAUAUUCAUUUUUGUGGCAGGUGAAGGGCUUGGACAAAGGGAGGGAGUUUGGGGGGCGAUUGCUAAGCAAAAAAAAAAAACUUUUUUUUUUUUUUUUUAAAUGGAAGAAAAAAAAAUCCAUGAAAACCUGUGAGCUUUUCUUUUUCCACUUGUCUUUUGCUUGUAACAUAUUUGCAUUGAGUUUGUAUUAACUAGCAGUGUUGAACAGUGCACUCAUUGUAACAAAGCUAGCGAUGGUAGUGGAGGGAUGAAAAUGUUUGUUGACAGUGUUGGGACAUCAGGUGAGAAAUGAUUAUUGUUUUCUGUCACAGUUCAUCCAGUAUGUUAAAUAUAACCCUUUUCAUUCAGUGUCGUCUUCCAAGGAGGUUCAGUUUCAUUAUGGCAGUUAAACACAGCUUUCAUUUUGUAUCUCUAGACUUAAUAUUUAUCAGUUUUCCUUUAUUCCGUCACAGCUAAUUUUACCAAAGGUAAUUGCAUGUCUGUGGUGUAUAUUUAGUACAUGUUUUUGUUUCAUUUCAUUUUUGUUUUUAACCAGAAUAUAGUUGUUGUCAUUCUUGUCAUUUUCUCAGUAUCGAAUGCAGUCAAAGCCUGCAUGCAACACUAUGGAAAUGGUAUUGCUGCUUCUCGUUUCAACUGCAGAUUGUGAAUUCCACAGCCUUAUUUUCUUAUUUAUUUCUGAAAACAGAAGAGGCA
Scomber scombrus (Atlantic mackerel) is the source of this 11844-nucleotide messenger RNA. RefSeq names its product collagen, type XII, alpha 1b (gene col12a1b). NCBI's taxonomy places the organism in Eukaryota, Metazoa, Chordata, Actinopteri, Scombriformes, Scombridae. Bases 22 to 10992 code for a protein of 3656 amino acids. Gene Ontology annotation, molecular function: protein binding. The record is from RefSeq and is a predicted model, not a curated record. The transcript has 76 exons.